AAACAAGUAUCUCAAUGACAUUCCUUCUGUGGUUGUUGUGUUCUAUGAUUUAGACUGGAAUCCUUUGUGAAAUGAGAAAAAGAUGGAAUGUGUGUCUAGAGUGCAAUCUUUAAGAGCUGCUCUCGAUGGAAGGAGUACGAAAAUAGCUGUAGUGUUGAUACAACAUAUCGUUCAACUGCUUCCUGUGCCGAAGACGUAGUCGCGACUGAGCGUGCAACAGCGUUGUGUGGAGCUUGUGAUUUAACAGCAAAGCUUUUGUACAUUCUGCCACAUGCUGAUCACUUACUGGGAUGUAUAUCGAGGCUAGAGACGACGUUGUACGAUUUGGCACAAAACUUUUAUCAUCACGAAUAUCGAAAUGUUAAAAGUCAUUGCGAUCAGCUCACUAAGAAUGUUCAUCAAUACUUAUUUGUUCGACAUCAAUUUAAAAUGGCAUUUUUAAACUCAAGCAGGAGUUACAUCUUGCUCAAAAGCAUUACAUGCAAGCUUACCACAAUCUCCUUGAAACAAGAAUGAUGGAUGCAAACGCAGUGGAGAUUAAAACUAUUGCUGGUUUUAUAAAUUAUAAAUUAUGUAGAAUAAUUUUUAAUUUGAAUCUUCCUAAAGAUGCCAUUUCUCAAUUUAGACUUCAUACAGAAAGAUUUAAAUUCAAAACUGGUACAAAGGAGCUCAUGAUUGAACAUCACGCUUGGAUGAGCAGCCAGUUCUCUACAUUUGCAGAAUUAUUUGAUGAGGCUGUUCGUCAAGGAUUACCUGCUGUUCAAACGCAACAUCCAGAGUAUUAUUUCCAAUUAGCUGCCAAUCAUGCAAGUUUAAGACAAUCUGCGUGUAAAGAACUUUGCCAGCAUAAGCAGCUAUCCAGAUCCUGAUCCAUUACUGGGUGAAAAGAAACUGGAAUUUUAUGGACAACGGCCAUGGAAACUUGGGAAGUUAAGCGCGGAACCAGCAGACACAGCUCGAGAAGCUAUUGGCAUACAAGCUUUACAACAUAGGAAAAAAACUGCAGUUAAUCAUUUUGUAAGAUAAUUACUUUUAUAUAUAUCUGUGCUUUUAGAUAAGCAUACAUAAAUCGUAAAAUAUUUACAUUUCUUUCGAGAUGAUAAUUAUUGAUUUACUAGGAAACGCGAUAUCGCAAUUCAAAAUAUAUUAUCCAAGAAUGUGGCGAUUAUUAGGUAUUAAUUUGCCUUUGGAAAUUUAUAUAUAUAAAUUACUUAUAAUA
Molecule: messenger RNA, 1219 nt
Organism: Wasmannia auropunctata (little fire ant)
Lineage: Eukaryota; Metazoa; Arthropoda; Insecta; Hymenoptera; Formicidae
Product: trafficking protein particle complex subunit 11-like
Exons: 6
Coding region: 480-869 (129 amino acids)
Cellular component (GO): cytoplasm
Source: RefSeq, a predicted model, not a curated record